AUGCCUGUUACUCAAAAUGCAAAAUGUGCUGAGGCUCAUGUCGGAACUUUCAAUGACAUCGCAGGAAAUCAGCGCAAUAUGCACAAUACAAAGAUCGCGAUCAACCAGUCUGACCAUUCAGAUAAGGAAAUCCUCGCGAAGUUGGAUCCCGUUAAUUACAAUCGUCACUACCUACAGCCAUGUAUGGAAGAUACCCGACAGGAUAUCCGCAAGAGAAUUGACGACUGGCUUGACGAUCCCAUCGCAGCGAAGAACAUCCGUGGAUCAAGGGCAGUCCUGGCGCUGGAAAGUCCGCCAUCGCUUCCAGCUUACAAUCUCGCUCUCAGCAACCCCGCUGCUCUGUGGCGCACUAUUGCGCACCAACUUGCCAGAUCUGAUCCCAAGUUUGCAUCUACUAUCAUCAAAACUCUCAACGUGAAUUUGGUUGAUCCACAAAGGCCAAACAUUGAAGAUCAUUUUGAUUCUCUUAUUGUGGAACCCUUGAAGGCCUGCUUUAACGAGCAACUGCAGGAUAGGAGGUAUCCGGUUAUCGUAGUGGAUGCCUCGGAUGAGUGCCAUGAUUUCUCUCAGGAGUCUCAACGAACGGCUUUAUUGGACACUCUCGCACAGUGGCCUGGUGCGCUGCCCCCAGCGUUCAAAUUAAUCAUCGCUAGCCGAGUUGAGCGCAUCCCUUUCGAUUUUCGUGAAGUCUGCCAAGAUAUCGUCUUACCAAUCAGAGAUCAAGUAACAUCUACGACUACAGAUGAUAUUAACACCUUUUUUCACAAUCGUUUCGCCGAAAUAAAGAAGAGGUUUUCUUCGCUACGAAAUACUGAUUGGCCAGGAUCUCAGGUUAUUCAGCAACUCACAGGUCGUGCGGCGGGCCUCUUUAUCUGGGCAGAGACUGCAAUGCGUUUCAUUGGUCGAGGUGAUCCACAACAUCAGUUGUCAUUAAUCCUCUCUGGGGAAUAUUUAGAUGACCAGUAUGUGAGCUAG
Messenger RNA from Serpula lacrymans var. lacrymans S7.9, 975 nucleotides. RefSeq lists its product as uncharacterized. Bases 1 to 975 code for a protein of 324 amino acids. The record is from RefSeq and is a predicted model, not a curated record. Lineage: Eukaryota; Fungi; Basidiomycota; Agaricomycetes; Boletales; Serpulaceae. The transcript has 3 exons.